AGAAAAUAUAACAUGGCUGCAUAGCUAGGGUUAUUGCAUUUCGUUUGGGACUCUUGUUGUCAAAUUUGUGAAGGGCGAUCAGCGUGACUAGACGGACGUUCCCUGGUUCCUUAAGAGCAAGCUAUUUCGAGGAGACACUGCGAAAAUGGCGACUGUCAUCGCCCUUGACCGAGUUUUCAAAUUCGAUGACGCGGGGGUGCCUUAUCUGCAUCUGUAUGUGGGCUUCACGGUGGCGGUCUACCUGUUCCACACCUAUCUCGAUGUCCGACAGCUGCGGGCUCUCCGGCGGCCCAGCCCUCCAGAGGCGCUAGCGGGCCUGUUCAGUCCAGAGCUGUAUGCCAAGACAAGAGCCUACAACCUGGAUAAAUGGAGCUUCUCCUUCGCGCACAGCUUGUACAGUACCGUGGAGACGCUGGCGCUCAUUUUGGCCGGCGUCCUGCCUUAUGUCUGGGUGUUCUCGGGUAACUUGCUGCGCACCGCUGCCGCGCACGCGGGACCUGGCUUGUGGCCCGCCUGGCUCUCUACGGCGUCCGGUGUGGAGAUCGCGCAGACGGUGCUGUUUGUGUUUUUGCUGUUCCUGGGAAACCUGGUCAUAGAAUUGCCGUGGGGCCUGUACUCGACAUUCGUGAUUGAGCAACGUCACGGCUUCAACAAGCAGACGCUGGGGCUGUACGUAUCGGAUCUUGUGAAGCAGGUUCUCCUGGCUGCGGUGCUGCUGCCGCCCAUCGUGGCCGGGAUUACCUACAUCCUGCAGGUGGCGGGUCCGAUGCUACCGUUGUACCUGUGGGGCUUCAUUUUCGCGUUGAGCCUCUUCUUCAUGACCAUCUACCCCGUGCUCAUUGCGCCGCUAUUCAACAAGUACGAACCUCUCCCGGAGGGCUCCCUUCGUUCCAAGAUUGAGGCUCUGGCCGGCAGUCUGCGCUUCCCUCUGCGCAAGCUAUACCGCGUGGAUGGCAGCCGCCGCUCGGCCCACUCAAACGCCUACAUGUACGGCUUCUUCAACAACAAACGCAUCGUACUGUACGACACCCUGAUUCAGCAAUGUAGCGAGGAGCAGGUGGUGGCGGUGCUGGCGCACGAGCUCGGUCACUGGAAGCUGUUCCACACCCCGCAGCUCUUCAUUGUGAACCAGGUGGUGUUGGUGUCGCAGUUCUGCCUGUACACCCUGGUGCGCAACAGCACAGCGCUGCCGGCGGCGUUUGGUUUUGGCUCAGGGGAGGCGGUGGGCGCCAGCGGCUUAGCACCGGCAUUUAUUUCGCUCAUUCUGUUCCAGUUCAUCGUGUCGCCAUUGGACGAGGUCAUCCACUACGCUAGCAAUGUUGUGAGUCGGCGAUUCGAGUUCCAGGCGGACGCCUUCGCGGUGCACACCGGCCAUGGAACUGAGUUAAGGAGCGCUCUUCUCAAGAUGGAGGAGGAAAACAAGGGCGCUAUGCACGUGGAUCCCUGGUACUCAUCAUACCAUUACUCUCACCCGCCGCUGGUAGACCGCCUCAAAGCUAUCGAUAGUGCCGUGAAGAAGGCCACGUGAGCAAGGCUUGGGAGGACACAGUGUAUGACCGCAGUAAAUCACUGGGGGAAGCCCUGUUCGUUAGAUUGCUGGUGGUGGCAUUCGUUAAUGCAGAAGGUUCAGAAAUGACGGAUUUCGAAUUAGUGUCGCAUUAUUGGUGUCCUGCUGCGCGUGCGACAUGAUGAGGUCGACGACCUGGAUUCCUCUCCUCAACAACUGGUGACUAUGUCACUAUCCAACUGAUCAGACUACCCCGUACAACCCAUGGACCUGUCGAUACAUCCAGCCAUAAGCCCAUCUAUGUAAGGGCUUUCGUCUCUCGCCUAACAUGCACCAUUCCUGCUCCCGACACAAUGCAAUGCAAUGUACAGUAAGAUAAAUGCUUCCCAAUUGUGUAAGUACUGGCAUAUAG
Molecule: messenger RNA, 1919 nt
Organism: Volvox carteri f. nagariensis
Lineage: Eukaryota; Viridiplantae; Chlorophyta; Chlorophyceae; Chlamydomonadales; Volvocaceae
Exons: 10
Coding region: 146-1528 (460 amino acids)
Biological process (GO): CAAX-box protein processing
Cellular component (GO): endoplasmic reticulum membrane
Molecular function (GO): metalloendopeptidase activity
Source: RefSeq, a predicted model, not a curated record